AUGGAUGCUGGAUCGGCCGGAGUGCUCGUUACCCUCCUCCUCCUCUCCAUCCUGUGGUUCCUGGUCUGGAAAAGCGAUAAGAAAAGAAGCCGGCUGCCUCCUGGACCGGCCCCAUGGCCCAUUUUGGGCAACCUAUGGCAAAAGGACGUCCUGCCCCUCUACAGGAGCUACAAGAAGCUCAGCAGCACGUACGGCCCCAUCUUCACCGUCUGGCUGGGGCUGAAGCCGGUGGUGGUGCUCUGCGGGUACGAGGUGGUGAAGGAUGCUCUGCUGGGCCACUCUGAGGAGUUUGGAGGGAGACCUGCAAUACCCCUUCUGGCGCAGAUCUCGAAAGACUAUGGUUUUAUCUCCAACAACGAGAAGAAGUGGCGGGAGCUGCGGAGGUUCACACUCAGCACCCUGCGGGACUUUGGGAUGGGGAAGAGCUCCAUGUCGCAGCGGGUGCAGCAGGAAGCCCAGCACCUGGUGGAACUGCUGGCAAAACUUGAAGGAAAGGCCUUUGAGCCGAUGAUAAUGUUCAGACACGCAGUUGCCAACGUGAUCUGCUCCGUUGUCUUCGGGAGCCGUUACAGCUACAGCGACAUGGCCUUUCUGGAGCUACUGAAUGUGAUCGGGAAUUACAUCAGCUUCUUUCUUUCCCCCAUCGCCAUGGUCUACAACACCUUCCCCAACAUCAUGCACCACCUCCCGGGGCCACACAGAAAAGUCCUGGCCGAGUGCGAGAAGCUGAAGGACCACAUCCGAGAAAGGGUUGAGCUUCACAAGCUGACACUGGAUCCCAGCUGCCCCCGGGACUACAUCGACUGUUUCCUUAUGAAAGCAGAGAAGGAGAAGAGCAGCCUGGAGGUCAUGUACAGCAACGAAGACUUGGUCAUGUCAGUGUUCAACCUCUUUGGUGCUGGGACAGUGACUACUAGCAACACCCUGGUCUUCUUCCUCUUGGUCCUGGCAAAAUACCCCCAUAUUCAAGCCAAGGUCCAAGAGGAGAUCGAUGCGGCAGUGGGCGCCAGCCGUGCUCCCAGCGUGGAGGACAAGCUGAGGAUGCCAUACACCAACGCGGUGAUCCACGAGCUGCAACGUUUCCACAAGACCCACAUUGAGAACUUCCCACGGAUGACGACGCAGGACGUCGUGUUCAGGGGCCACACCAUCCCCAAGGACACAGCCGUUAUUCCGGUAUUUUCUUCCGUGCAUAUGGAUCCAACCCAGUGGAAGAAUCCCGAAGAAGUCGACCCAGGCCACUUCUUGGAUGAGAAGGGCGAGUUCAGGAAGCGCGAAGCCUUUAUGGCUUUCUCGGCAGGGAAGCGGAUGUGCCCAGGAGAGGCGCUGGCCCGCAUCGAGCUCUUCCUUUUCCUCGCCACCCUGCUGCAGAGCUUCACCUUCCAGCUUGCCAUCGAGUACGAGGAGAUGGAUUUAUUCUCCCUAUGGCUCGAGAUAGAGAGGAGGGCAAUAUCGGGCAAGUUCCUUGCUAUUCGGCGCUCCGUGUCCCCUUAG
Messenger RNA from Phaethon lepturus (White-tailed tropicbird), 1494 nucleotides. RefSeq names its product cytochrome P450 2C5-like. Gene Ontology annotation, molecular function: oxidoreductase activity, acting on paired donors, with incorporation or reduction of molecular oxygen, reduced flavin or flavoprotein as one donor, and incorporation of one atom of oxygen; iron ion binding; heme binding. Lineage: Eukaryota; Metazoa; Chordata; Aves; Phaethontiformes; Phaethontidae. The record is from RefSeq and is a predicted model, not a curated record. The transcript has 9 exons. Gene Ontology annotation, biological process: xenobiotic metabolic process. Gene Ontology annotation, cellular component: intracellular membrane-bounded organelle; cytoplasm. The coding region runs from base 1 to 1494 and encodes 497 amino acids.